AAGAGCAGCAGGGAGACGGCAUGGCGGCCGCGGGGCUGAAUGGAGACGCGGCUCCCGCAGAUGUGGAGGUUCUACUGCACCCGGAGCUGCUCUCCCAGGGCUUCCUGGAGCUGCUGCUGAACCAGAGGAACGUCCCGACCGGCGGGUGUGGGAGCAGCAGGGACCGGCUCACGCAGCUGUACCUGCGGACCGUCAUGCCGCUGCCGCAGCGGAGUCUACCCCACAACCGCUGGGGCCGGAGGAUGGAGGGGAGCCGCGGCAGGCGCGCCCCCGCCGGCGAACACGCGCCUGGGAGCUCCAGCAACGACCACGGCAGGAAACGGCCCCUGAUCGUGUUCGACGGGAGCUCGUCUCUCUCCGCUCCGCUGAAAGUGAAGAAAGUGGAGGGAAGGAGCGCGCCGACGGAGAGGUUGAAACCUCCUCCGGCGGCAGAUCUGUCCAACCCCAUCCGCAAACUCUCCAGCAGCUCCUCGUCCUCCUCUUCCUCGUCCACGCAUCCCGGCGCCGAGAAGGGAAACCUCAAGAGGGAAGAAAGCGCUUCGGGUGCACUCCAGUCUCCGGAGGUGAAGAAGAAGAUCCAGCACGUGACGUGGCCGUGACCCCGGACCCCCGACCUCCGACGGGAGCUCCGCCUCCGGCCGGCAGGUCCCGCUCCUCUCUCCGCGUCUCCGACGGAUCUCACCAGCCUCGUCACGGUUCCCAAACCUCAACGGUUCCCAGAAACGCGUCGACGUUCAU
Messenger RNA from Cololabis saira (Pacific saury), 738 nucleotides. RefSeq names its product ashwin-like. Bases 21 to 599 code for a protein of 192 amino acids. Gene Ontology annotation, cellular component: tRNA-splicing ligase complex. The record is from RefSeq and is a predicted model, not a curated record. NCBI's taxonomy places the organism in Eukaryota, Metazoa, Chordata, Actinopteri, Beloniformes, Belonidae. The transcript is spliced from 4 exons. Gene Ontology annotation, biological process: embryonic morphogenesis.